UGUAACCACUGGUCUUAUCUCCAAACGUAUGAAGAAAGUUUCGUUUUUUCUUCGUGGGUUACGUUUUUUACCAGAUUGCUCUGUUAUCUGACAAACAAAAAGAAAAUGGAGACGGCGAAGAUUGCUUCAUACGAUCGUCUCAGUGAGCUUAAAGCUUUCGACGAGACAAAGACAGGUGUAAAAGGACUCGUAGACGCCGGAGUCUCAAAGGUUCCACGUAUAUUCCAUCACUCAUCUCUCAGACAAUCAAUCCCUAAACCACUUUCCUCUGAGUUGCUCCAUGUCACAACGAUCCCAACGUUUGAUAUCGGAGGACGAAUCUUCAAGGACGAGACUAAGCGCAAGAACGUGAUUCAAGGGAUUAAAGAGGCAUCAGAGAAGUGGGGUUUCUUUCAGGUGAUUAACCAUGGAGUUCCUCUCGAUCUUCUCGAGAAGAUGAAAGAUGGAGUUCGUGAGUUUCAUGAGCAACCACCAGAAGUGAGGAAACAGUAUUAUGGGAGAGAUUUCAGUAGAAAGUUUAUGUAUUUGAGUAACUUCGAUCUUUUCAGCGCUCCAACUGCUAACUGGAGAGACACUUUCUCUUGUACCAUAGCUCCGGAUCCUCCAAAACCCGAGGACUUGCCAGAGAUUUGUAGGGAUGUUAUGUUGGAAUACACAGAGCAUGUGAUGAAUUUGGGAGAGUUUCUCUUUGAGCUUUUAUCAGAAGCUCUAGGGUUAGACCCUAACCAUUUGAAAGAGCUGGAUUGCUCAAAGGGUUUGCUCAUGCUUAACCAUUACUACCCACCAUGUCCAGAACCUGACUUAACUUUAGGCACAACUCAGCAUUCAGACAACUCUUUCCUUACCGUUCUUCUUCCAGAUCAGAUCGAAGGGCUUCAAAUCAACCGUGAAGGGCACUGGUACGAUGUUCCUCAUGUUCCUGGUGCACUCAUUAUCAACGUCGGAGAUCUUCUACAGGUUAGUUUGCACAAUCAACGCCUUUUGCCCUGUUUUGCUCUGUUUAAUUGUAUAUGUGUUUUGGUUUGUUAUGUUUGUUUUUUGUUGCAGCUUAUAACAAAUGACAAGUUGAUUAGUUUGGAGCACCGUGUAUUGGCAAACAGAGCCACACGAGCUCGAGUCUCCAUUGCGUGUUUCUUCACCACUGGUGUAAGACCGAAUCCUAGAUUGUACGGACCUAUUAAAGAGCUUGUGUCUGAAGAAAACCCUCCAAAGUACAGAGAGAUCACUAUUAGAGAAUACGCUGCUCACGUCACUGCCAAAGGUCUAGACGGAACCUCUGCUUUGCUCCAUUUUAAACUAUGAUAAUAUAUGUAAUAUGUCGAGAAUAAAAGAAUACUCAGGAGGUGCAUAAACAUCUCUAACUAUACUUUUAAUUUUUUUUUUUGUCAAGUUUCAUUAAAGCUGGGAAUAAGAGAACUUUAACUGCUCAUGUUACAUGAUAGCCAUAUAUGUUUCACUGUUAGGUAAGAAAGCCAAGUUUCAGAACGAAUGUAACACUACUUAUAAGUUUGAAACCUCA
This is a messenger RNA of Eruca vesicaria subsp. sativa (arugula), 1519 nucleotides long. Lineage: Eukaryota; Viridiplantae; Streptophyta; Magnoliopsida; Brassicales; Brassicaceae. The record is from the annotation of a GenBank genome assembly.